AUGAAUAAAUCAAGAAUAUUAAAAGAAGCAAAUGAAGCAGCAAAGUUGAAAGAAAAGGAAAAUUUUGUUCUACUUUUUGAUGAAAAUGAUAUUUUUAAGUGGAAGGCUUUUAUUGUUGGACCUGAAGAUUCACCAUAUUCAGAUGGAAUAUUUGAAUUAGGCAUAAAUUUACCUUCAAACUAUCCAAUAUAAGCUCCUUAAGUGAUAUUUAAGACAAGAAUAUUCCAUCCUAAUAUACAUUGGGAAACAGGAGAGAUAUGUUUGAAUGUCGUAAAGGAUGAAUGGUCUCCUUAUUGGACUUUGGAAGCUCUUUGUAGAGCAGUGCAAUAAUUAAUGAGUAACCCAAAUGCUGACUCACCACUGAAUUGUGAUGCAGGAAAUCUUGUUCGUAGUGGUGAUAUGGAUGGUUAUUUAAGCUUAGCAAGAGUUUUAACAGAUGAGUAUGCAAUUUAAAAAGAUGAAUUCUUAAAAAAAAUAUAGGAAUAAGCUUCAAAUAAAUGA
Messenger RNA from Tetrahymena thermophila SB210, 501 nucleotides. RefSeq names its product ubiquitin-conjugating enzyme. The record is from RefSeq and is a predicted model, not a curated record. The transcript is spliced from 3 exons. Lineage: Eukaryota; Ciliophora; Oligohymenophorea; Hymenostomatida; Tetrahymenidae.